GAUCCUAAUUAACCGCCCUUCGAGCGCUCCCCGUCGGAGGUAUAUUCAGCGCGAUGUCGCGUUGCCGUCAAUCCCAAAAUCACGGUCAAGUGUCUACCAAGCAGCCCACCUCUGCUGCACUGGCAACCGAAUCGGGCAACAAGCGAUUGUGCCAGAUAACUCUUGUUUACUACCAUCAUGUCCGAAGCCAAGUUCCAGAAGGCCGUUGACUACGUCCAGAACCUCCCCAAGGGUGGACCGACCCAGCUCUCCACCGAUGAGCAGCUUGAGUUCUACAAGUACUACAAGCAAGCUACCGUUGGCGAUGUCAACACCGCGAGACCCGGCAUGCUUGACUUCACCGGUAAGGCAAAGUGGGAUGCUUGGGAGAGCGUGAAGGGUACUUCCCAGGAAGAGGCCAGGGAAAAGUAUGUCAAGAAACUCAUUGAGGUUCUUGAGAGGAACAACAGCACCGACCCGAUUCUGGCUGAAUUGAAGUAAACACGUGUUAUACUCCAUAAGCACAAUUGAACUGUACGCAUACUAUAGGAAUGCCCAACGUCGGGGCCUUGUAUUUUGUACAUCAUUGCCUUCUAGCUCGAGGUACUCGAGAACUUACUCCAG
This is a messenger RNA of Coniophora puteana RWD-64-598 SS2, 603 nucleotides long. RefSeq lists its product as uncharacterized. The record is from RefSeq and is a predicted model, not a curated record. Gene Ontology annotation, biological process: fatty acid metabolic process. Lineage: Eukaryota; Fungi; Basidiomycota; Agaricomycetes; Boletales; Coniophoraceae. The transcript is spliced from 5 exons. Bases 178 to 480 code for a protein of 100 amino acids. Gene Ontology annotation, molecular function: fatty-acyl-CoA binding.